Messenger RNA from Alosa sapidissima (American shad), 2356 nucleotides. RefSeq names its product protein farnesyltransferase subunit beta-like. Gene Ontology annotation, biological process: protein farnesylation. The coding region runs from base 44 to 1306 and encodes 420 amino acids. Lineage: Eukaryota; Metazoa; Chordata; Actinopteri; Clupeiformes; Clupeidae. Gene Ontology annotation, molecular function: protein farnesyltransferase activity. The record is from RefSeq and is a predicted model, not a curated record. The transcript is spliced from 12 exons. Gene Ontology annotation, cellular component: protein farnesyltransferase complex.
GAAGAAGUAGUUCGGGUCCUGUAAGAAGUUCAGUGAAAGUGAAAUGAAAGAUCAGCACCCUCCUCUGAGAUGUUUCCAGGACUGCCACAAUCGUGAACUGUUUCAGGACGAUGGGUUACAAACGGUGACGUCAUCUGAUCAGAAGAGGGUAGAAGAAAGUAUUUGUGAAGUAAUACAUGCCCACUUGAAGGACCACAGGAUGCCAAGGCCCAUAUUGCUGCGAGAACAGCAUAUUAUUUAUUUGACGGACGGACUGCAGCAUCUCUCGGAGUCCUAUGAGACUCUGGAUGCCAGUCGGCCCUGGCUCUGCUUCUGGCUCCUCCACAGCUUGGACCUUCUCCUCCAGCCUGUGGCUCCUGACCUCGCCUCGGAUGUGUGUAAGUUCAUCUCCAAAUGCCAGAGCCCAACAGGAGGCUUCGCAGGAGGUCCGGGCCAACAAGCUCACCUUGCGCCGACAUACGCGGCUGUCAACGCAUUGUGUGUUAUCGGAACACAGGAAGCUUAUGACGUCAUCGACAGGGAGAAGUUGCUUGACUUCCUGUAUUCACUGAGGCAGAAGGAUGGCUCCUUCCAGAUGCAUGCAGGUGGAGAAGUGGACGUCAGGAGUAUAUACUGUGCUGCGUCUGUGGCCUCCCUCACCAACAUCAUCACUCCCGACCUGUUUGAGGGCACCUGUGACUGGGUGGCCAGGUGCCAGAGCUGGGAGGGGGGCAUGGGGGGAGUCCCCGGUCUGGAGGCCCAUGGUGGCUACACCUUCUGUGCACUGGCCGCUCUGGUCAUCCUGGAAGGACAACAACGGCUGAACAUCAGAGCACUGCUGCGCUGGGCCUGCAGCAGACAGAUGCGGUUCGAGGGUGGUUUCCAGGGCCGCUGUAAUAAGCUGGUGGACGGCUGCUACUCCUUCUGGCAGGGAGGCAUCCUGCAUCUCAUUCACCAGAUACUCCUGCAGGCAGGUGAUCCAGCCGUUGGUGUCGAGGGGUGGAUGUUUGAGCAGCGGGCUCUGCAGGAGUACCUCCUCUUCUGCUGCCAGUGCCCAGAUGGCGGCCUUCUGGACAAGCCUGGAAAAUUGCGGGAUUUCUACCACACAUCCUACUGCCUGAGUGGGUUGUCCAUGGCGCAGCACUCCAGCGGUGCGUCUCCUCCGCGAGAGCACAUCCAGGGUGGAGAGGAAAACAGACUGCAGGCUCGGACGCACCCCGUCUACAACGUCAACCCGGAGAAGGUGGCCAGGGCUCUCGCUCACUUCAACACGCUGCCGCUGCACGAACGCCGACACUCCCCCCACCGUCAAGGGCCAGACCUCUAAGGCCUUCUGGGAAACGGUCACAUUUCAUUGGGAAGGCUGGGGGACUUGGCGAAGCUCAGGCCUGAAACCUCCAACUAACUUCUUUGACUUCACAUCUCAGUCAGCCUGAUUGUGUGGUUCCUGUGUGUGGCGUUUUAAACCAUUCAGCACUUUAACCAGCCUCAUCAACCACAGAUGAUAGUGGUGGAGCAAGCCUGGACCAGCUCACACACACCUCAGUCACUUUGAUGUAUUUCUCAGAUCAGAAUUGAAAAUCACAAAACUGCUUGUUCAAACCACAUAACUGCAUAAACGCAAUAAUCAUUACUUCAAACAAACAGCAAAUGCUUAAAUACAUCCAUGCAACCGAUUGUGUGCAAAUGUCUGCUGUUGUUUUACAUUUCCAAUUCUAAUGUCAUGUUUGUCAAAAUGCGCUAUACUGGUUCCAUGCUGAAUAGUCCUACCCCAUAAAAGAAAUAGGCCUUAUUUCCUGUUUGAGUCAUUACAUGCAAAAUGUGUUGAACUAGUUGUUUUAUGUGAACAAAAAUAUGCAGCUUAGCAGACAGGAACAUGGAAAGAUCUGGCUUACAGUGGGGCACUGCUCUGCCUAUGGGUUGAUGCCUGUUUUACUGCACAAUGCUGUAAAAGCCUUUUGCAUUAAGAAAUACUUUGAAUAUCUUGUUCAUAAACAAUGACAUAUGGACUUGUCAUUUUGAUUGCACUGACAGUUUCAUUGGCAUAAACACUUGCUUUUGAGACAUAAAUUUGACCAAGAUACGCAUUUUGUGGUGCAGUCUGCGCUAAUUGUUUUAAAUUGCAUAAAAUUAAAACUCGAGAAAUACACUAAAGCAACGGAUAAAAACCUAAGUGCAUCUAUGAUGUUGGGCAACUCUCCCUCAAGGCCUGCAACAGCCUUCAAUUUAAUUUUCCAUCAUACCUUUAGUAAACAGAAAUCAGACAUCAUAAAAGGAUAAAAUAGUUUUAUUUAUAGUUUCGUAGUAAAGGUAUGCCUCAACUUGCAAGACAAUUGUUGGCAGUAUGUACAACAUACCUGUAUUUUCCAUGGAAUGG